Molecule: messenger RNA, 1524 nt
Organism: Cladophialophora psammophila CBS 110553
Lineage: Eukaryota; Fungi; Ascomycota; Eurotiomycetes; Chaetothyriales; Herpotrichiellaceae
Exons: 1
Coding region: 1-1524 (507 amino acids)
Source: RefSeq, a predicted model, not a curated record
AUGAAUGUCCCUCAAUCUUGUCAGAAAUGGCUGGCCAUCGUCGUCGCUCUGCUGUCGUUCUUGUGCUCAAGAGUGGCGGCUCAGACGAUUGCGCCAUCGAACAACUCGCAGGAUCUUCUUCCAAUCUCAACCUCCCCAAGAUUCACCUUGAAUGGCACAGAAUUCCCCAAUCUUCCCUUGAUAAGGAUGGCGCCACUGGGUCCUUAUGCUCAAAUGUCGCAUGAAGGCUUUGUCCAAGUCAGGGUGGAAGGACAUCUGGUCAAUAUCGAUGCGUCCAACGCCAACGACAUCGCCGACGUGGAUCAGUUUUCCUAUGUUUCAUGCGAUCCAGAGGAUUAUCCAGACAAUUUGUCCGCAAGCGAAGUCUUCCGCAUUGUGGUAAACUCACCUCGGACGAGCAUUGUCAUCAUUUAUAGCGAGACAAGUGACCAUUGCGUUGCCACAGGCCUGGACACGCUGCCGACAAUUGGUGGAAUUUUAACAACCACCAACAGCGCGACGGCGUCCAGUUUGGCGGGCUUGAGUCUCACCCAAGCGAGUCCUGGAGUAGCCACAAUCCUCCCAGACCUGACCUCUUACACCAAUUCCUCUGCCCCUGGCUUCAAUGGAAAUGGUAGUAUCGGGCAAUCGCCGACGACCGCGGUUGCCAUGAUCAUUUUGUACUCCAUUACUGGCAUCAUCACUGCGCUAUUCGUCGUCAUUAUCGUCACUGGAGCCAUACGGGCACACAGACAUCCCGAAAGGUACGGGCCUCGAAAUAUCGCGGGAAGAGGCCGACAGAGUCGCGCAAAGGGCAUUGCACGUGCCAUGCUUGAAACCCUUCCAAUUGUCAAAUUCGGCGAUCAUCAAGACAUCCCCGCCACGAAACCAGCUGAGGGCUCAGACAUCGAGAUGAAUGCCGGAAACGCCCCGGCAGCCCAUCACGACAAUUCAGAGUCGACGAACAAAGCUGUGGCAGGUGAUGCCGUCACUUCAGAGUCCAGCAGCGACCGAGCACCGGCGAUCGUCGCCACCAGUAACCCCGAUGGCACCGAUGCCGAGGGUCAUCUGGGCUGUUCGAUAUGUACCGAAGAUUUCAAGAAGGGAGAGGAAGUGCGUGUGUUGCCUUGUAACCACAAAUUCCAUCCUGAUUGCAUUGACCCAUGGCUUCUCAACGUUAGCGGGACCUGUCCGCUGUGUCGAAUCGACCUGAGACCACAGGCCCAAGAAAUGGAAGGGGAGGAACGGAGAGGUUCCACCGCCACAGCGGACCAUGAUGGCCCAUUCCCACCACCGCUAGCUCCUGCUGGGACCGCCGACGUGAACGGUAGCCCACACAGAGGUGGACGAAGAGAAACGGUGGCCAAUCUCCGUCAUCUCGCUUCGGGGUCUCGAGAUGAGCGCAUCGCGGCGUUGAGGCGGUUGCGACAGGAAACUCUUCGGUCGAAUCGUCCGACAAACGACGAGGAGCGAUCCGGCCUAGCCAGGAGAUUUCGAGAAAGAUUUCGAAUUCACACGGAAAGACGUGGGGCGACGACUGAAUGA